Messenger RNA from Notolabrus celidotus (New Zealand spotty), 4714 nucleotides. It is a transcript of the gene sec24b, whose product is annotated as SEC24 homolog B, COPII coat complex component. Lineage: Eukaryota; Metazoa; Chordata; Actinopteri; Labriformes; Labridae. Gene Ontology annotation, molecular function: SNARE binding; zinc ion binding. Gene Ontology annotation, biological process: endoplasmic reticulum to Golgi vesicle-mediated transport; COPII-coated vesicle cargo loading; intracellular protein transport. Gene Ontology annotation, cellular component: endoplasmic reticulum exit site; COPII vesicle coat. Bases 216 to 3812 code for a protein of 1198 amino acids. The record is from RefSeq and is a predicted model, not a curated record. The transcript is spliced from 24 exons.
GCCAGGGGUCCGUUAAGAUCCUCACCAUCACACGGCUGCAGGCUCCAGCUCUCAGCCCAGCGGACCUGGCCAGGCUGCCCGGGUCUUCACCCAUCAGCAGCAGCAGCCUCUCCACCGCAAUCUGGGGCUGAAGCCGGGAUUCGGGACUGCACAGCUCAUGUGUAUUUACCCACCAGCCGUGUAUCUGUGGGCUUAGAGGACUGGAGGACUGAGAGAUGUCUACGCCGGGUUUCACAAACCUGAACAGCAGCUGCAGCCAGAACGGAGGAGCUGCGUCCCCCUAUCAGAACGGUCCAGCACAGGCACAUCAAUCUAUGUAUCCACCUACAGGCUGCUAUGGAGCCCCACCUCAACAACAGAGCUAUCCCACCAUCCCUGCCCACUCCACUCCUGCUCCCAGUAAAGCCUCCAUUACAAACAGUGCCCAUGGUGCUAACUACCACCAGAGCAACCAUCAGCCACAGCAGCAGCAGCAUCACCACAUCCCUCAGCAUCAUGUAGCACCAUCCUCAUACAGUGCUCCUUCUUCUCAGCCAUAUGCCACACUCCCCUCUUCAGGACCGCCGCCAUCAAAUGCUCAGUACAACCAGCAGCCGCACCCACCAUAUGCCAGUCCAGGAUCCUACUAUGGACAGCAGUUGUACUACUCUCCCCCAGCACAGCAAGCCCCACAGCAGCAGCAGCAGCAGCAGCAGCCCACUUUGGUGUCUGCGCCGGCUAGCAACCCUGGAGCUGCCCAUUACCCGAUUGUUUCCUACCCCUCUGCACCAGGAAGCAGCCAGUAUGGCACCCUGAGUUCCACCCAGAGCAACUCAACACCUGGUGUCAAUCCCACCCAGAUGGGUGCACCCCUACAUCAGUACAACAGCUCUCGGCCAGCCUCCACGACAGCAGUGCAACCUGGGUACAGUGCGCCCCCUCCUCGUCAGUUGGCACCAACAGUCAACGGUCAAGGAAGCGCAGUCCACCAACACUACGACCAAAGCCAUCAGGCCUCUCUGAGUUACAACUCUUACGGCGGGGUCACUCACAGCAGUGGCAGUGCUGACACAGACCGACCGCCCUCAGGGACCCCUUCCACUUCAGUCCAUUCCUCACCAGGACACCACCAAGGCGUGCAGUACGGAUAUGUUCCUAAUAGUGGAGCUAGCUCCGCCCCUGCCGCCACCUCAGGCCCAGCCGCGGCCCCCUCGUCAUCCAGCUCUGAUGAUGACGAUGAUGAGGAGGAGGAGGAUGAGGAAGCAGGUGGAGACACUUCAUCUUCUUCUACUGGCAGUGCCUCUCCGGUGCCCAACAGCUAUGAUUCCCUGGAAGGGGGAAACUUUCCAGACUCCAUGCCGCCUUCCAAUGAUAUGAACGACCAGGCGGUGUCCUAUGGGAACUAUGGAUACACUAGCAUGCAGCCAGCCUAUCACCAGGGGCCGGCCUCUCAUGCUGACUCCUCCCCCUCCCAUGACCCAUACGGACAGGCGGGCUACCAGCAGUACUCCCAGCCAUUCCCAAACCUGUCCACGCUGUCUGCAGCUCUCGGAGGGCUGAGCGGGGUGCCAGAGCUGGAGGUGGAGGCCCUGAGGCCGGUCGACUUGCUGCAGGAGAGAAACCUGCUGCCACCCAGACCCCUAGAAGCCCCUGAACCCAACCUCAGCCCCGACCUGAAGAAAGUCAACUGUAGUCCACAGACAUUCAGGUGCACCCUGACCAGCAUCCCACAGACCCAGGCUUUACUCAACAAGGCCAGGCUCCCUCUGGGCCUCCUCCUGCACCCCUUCAGAGAUCUUCAGCAGCUACCGGUGAUCACGUCAAACACGAUCGUGCGCUGCCGCUCCUGUCGCACCUACAUCAACCCGUUUGUCACCUUCCUGGACCAGCGCAGGUGGAAGUGCAACCUCUGUUACCGGGUCAACGAUGUUCCAGAUGAGUUUAUGUAUAACCCGGUCACCAGGUCGUACGGGGAGCCACAUAAAAGACCAGAGGUCCAAAAUGCCACCGUGGAGUUCAUCGCCUCCUCAGACUACAUGUUGCGCCCCCCUCAGCCAGCAGCCUACCUGUUUGUUCUGGACGUGUCUCACAACGCUGUGGAAGCAGGCUACCUGAAGUACUUCUGUGACUCACUGCUGGACAACAUGGACAAGUUGCCCGGGGAUUCCCGCACCAAGGUCGGCUUUCUGACCUUUGACAACACGAUCCACUUCUACAACCUGCAGGAGGGACUGUCUCAGCCGCAGAUGCUGGUGGUGUCGGACAUCGAUGAUGUGUUCAUCCCAUCUCAUGACAGCCUCAUGGUGAACCUAAAAGAAAGCAAAGAGCUUGUGAAGGACCUGUUAACGUCGCUGCCCGGCAUGUUCAGCCAGAGCAGAGAGACCCACAGCGCCCUCGGCCCGGCCUUACAAGCCGCGUUCAAGCUCAUGUCUCCCACCGGAGGCCGUGUCUCCGUGUUUCAGACCCAGCUGCCCACGCUGGGAGCUGGGGCGCUGCAGUCGAGGGAAGACCCAAACCAGCGCUCGAGCAGCAAGGGAGUUCAGCACCUCGGCCCCGCCACAGACUUCUAUAAGAAACUUGCACUUGACUGCUCAGGUCAACAGAUAGGAGUGGAUCUCUUCCUGCUCAGCUCCCAGUACACUGACCUUGCCUCUAUAUCAUGCAUUUCCAAGUAUUCAGCAGGCAGCAUCUUCUACUACCCCUCCUUCCAUUUCAUCCACAACCCGGCUCAAUUAGAGAAGUUCCAGAAAGAUCUGGACCGAUACCUCACCAGGAAGAUCGGCUUUGAGGCGGUCAUGAGGAUACGAUGCACUAAAGGUUUAUCCAUCCACACGUUCCACGGUAACUUCUUUGUGCGAUCUACUGACCUGCUGUCCCUGGCUAAUGUGAACCCAGACUCUGCCUUCGCUGUCCAGAUGUCAAUUGAAGACUCUCUGGCGGACUCGUCUCUGGCCUGCUUCCAGGCUGCUCUGCUCUACACCUCCAGUAAAGGAAAAAGGCGAAUCCGAGUCCACACUCUGUGUCUGCCGGUUGUCAACCAGCUGAGUGACGUUUAUUCUGGAGCUGAUGUUCAGGCCAUCACUUGUUUGCUCGCCAACAUGGCCAUCGACCGGUCCGUAACGUCCAGCCUGUCAGACGCUCGUGACGCCCUGGUGAACGCCGUGGUGGAUCUGAUCAACGCCUACAAGAGCAACGUAUCAAACCUGAUGCAGUCCGGCCUCGUGGUCCCUGCUAACCUGCGCCUCUUCCCCGUUUAUAUCCUCUCUCUGCUCAAACAGAAAGCGUUGCGGACGGGUACGAGCACACGGCUGGACGAGCGGGUCUUUGCCAUGUGUGAGUUUAAGACGCAGCCGCUGCAGCAGCUGAUGAGGAUGGUUCACCCCGACCUGUACCGCCUGGACAACAUGUCUGACCAGGGGGCACUUCAUCUGAAUGACACUGUGGUUCCUCAACCUCCACUGCUCCACCUGUCUGCUGAGAGAGUGAGCAGAGACGGAGCUUUCCUGUUGGACUGCGGCUACGUGUUUUAUCUGUGGAUCGGGAAAUGCUGCAACGAGAUGUUCAUCCGGGAUGUUCUGGGCGUCCCCAGCUACGCCUCCAUACCCCCCAACAUGAGUCACAUUCCUGAGCUGGAGACCACGCUGUCGGAGAGAGUGCGAGCGCUCCUCGACUGGCUGCAGGACAACAGAGCGUUCUGCUCCAUGAUACACGUCGUCAAGGACGACGCUUCGGCUAAAGCUACUUUCUUUCAGCACAUGGUGGAGGAUCGAUCAGAAGCUGCUUCUUCUUACCCUGAAUUCCUGCAGCACAUUCAGCAGCAAAUAUCCAAGUAGGCUCCCAUCACACAGAGACAAACUUUGAAUCUUCAAACCAGAGCGAGAAAAAGGACUUCGGUGUCGUAGAGUCAAAACUAGCGUUAGCCGAUGAACGGGGAAGCAUUGAUCCUUUCCGUCUGGUUUUAUUGAGUGAGGAGGGUCUCCUCUUUAUCGAGACAGACCCACCGCGAAAGCUCGUCGCUCAGUCGAGAUUAAACCGUCAGAACGGGAUGAUGUAGAAAAGAAUAAAGAAUUAUAGAAACAAAAGAAGAAUGAAGGAUUUUUUUCCACUUUGAAUCAAGUAAGUGUAAACGCUCCUCAGCCUCUCGUUAACGUCAUCGCUCCUGAGAAAACAAGAGGGGGGGGGGGAGUCGAGCCAAGAAGAUGCCACUUCAACACGUUUGAGUUAGUUUCUUUUGUGAGCCUCACAUGUAGCUAGUGCUGUCCUUUUUUAUCGUCGAUGUUGCAUUUUAAUUUAUUCCCUUUCUUACACUCCUGCUGAUUUGAUUUGAAGACUCUUUUGAACACACUGGAGAACAGAACCGAGCAUUCCUUCUGUCGUUUGUUCUUUUUUUGGCAUGUGCUUUGAAGUACGAGUCGCAUGUCACUGUUUUGUUUGCUGCUAGUCCGAGGGUAGACGAAAACCACGAGUCUGUGUAUGGGGGGAUCAGGAUUUUGACAGUGUUUGGAUGUUGAAAACUCCUCGUGUUGGCUCCCUCUUCUCUCCUCCACCAUGUCAACUCCUGAUUUGUCAAACUUUAAGCCCUCUUUGCUCCCAAACUGUCAGAAAUCUUCUUGUCAUUUGUUUUAUUUUUUUCAGGCGCUAACUGAAGUUGCUAUCUACUUUGUAACUACUGAAAAGAAUCUUUUAUGUGCGAUAAUUUAUGAACCAGCUUAUUAAAUAAAAAACAAAAACAGAA